Molecule: messenger RNA, 3096 nt
Organism: Episyrphus balteatus (marmalade hoverfly)
Lineage: Eukaryota; Metazoa; Arthropoda; Insecta; Diptera; Syrphidae
Gene: CtBP
Product: C-terminal-binding protein
Exons: 6
Coding region: 945-2111 (388 amino acids)
Molecular function (GO): transcription corepressor activity; NAD binding; oxidoreductase activity, acting on the CH-OH group of donors, NAD or NADP as acceptor
Source: RefSeq, a predicted model, not a curated record
UCUGGCCGUGUUGUGCUGCUGCUGUGUGUCGUCGCGGAAUGCAUAAUCGCGUCAUUUCUGUACUAAAAAAGUACUUCUCUACUUUUCCGCCAUUUUGAAAGCUGUGAGUGGGGAUUCAUGUUUUAAAGAGACGCGUUACUUCUUGAAAAUUUUUACAAAAAAUUCCAAUUUCCACCACAAAAAUCGUCAAAAAUAUACACAAAUUUGAGAAAUAAAUAUAUUUCACAUCGAGUGCUAAUCGAAUUGUGUUUGUGUUGCAUAAAUAAACGUAUAGAAAAGAAACUCUUUGAUCAAGAGAAAAGAAAGAAAAAAAAAAUAUAUCCUCUGAAAAAAAUAAGAAAAUCAAUUCGGAUCGGACGUUAUUGAGGCAAAUCAACAUGAAGGGAUUCGAUCGCGAAAAGCUCACCCUUCAUUUUUAGCCACACGACGAUUUGAUUUGAAGUUGAUAAGAAAACAAAACAAAACAAAUUAAAUCUAAAAUCAGUGUAAUAAAACAGUAAAUUUAAUAUAAAAACAAUAUACAGAUCACAUAAAACGAAUAUCACAAAAGAAAACAAAAACGUUUGCCAUCAUCUUCUGUGAAUUUUCUAUGUUCGCAUACAAAAUAUAUAUAAAUUGAUAUAUAUAUAUAUUGAAAAACUACCGACAAAAACAUACACACAAAAAACUAAAAAAACCGGCUACAAAGAGCACAAAAUAACAUUCAUAUCGAUUUGGUCACAUUUGACAAGUGAAGUCGGCAUUUUGAUUCCUUCAUUCUGUUACUUUUUUUUUUGUUUUCAAACAAUUUUUUUUUUUUAAAUAAUUAAUUUUAAUUUUAUUAUUUUUUCGUUUUAAUUAUCAAACUCGCACACACAUACACACACAUAUACGAACAUACAACUCUCAAUCAUUACAACAACAAAAAUUAAAAAAGUAAUCAUACAUACAAAAUUGCUUAAAUCAUGGACAAGUCUAUGAUGUUACCAUCAAAACGAUCACGCUUAGACGUUAAAGGGCCAUUUGCUAAUGGCCCGCUGCAGGCACGGCCGCUUGUUGCUCUGCUCGAUGGUCGAGAUUGCUCGAUUGAAAUGCCAAUACUUAAGGAUGUUGCCACAGUUGCGUUUUGUGAUGCUCAAAGUACAUCCGAGAUUCAUGAAAAGGUUCUUAAUGAGGCAGUCGGAGCCCUCAUGUGGCACACGAUCAUUCUAACAAAAGAAGAUUUGGAAAAAUUCAAAGCACUUCGUAUUAUUGUACGCAUUGGUAGUGGCACGGAUAAUAUUGAUGUUAAAGCUGCGGGUGAAUUAGGCAUUGCUGUGUGCAAUGUGCCCGGUUAUGGUGUGGAAGAAGUUGCCGACACAACAAUGUGUUUAAUCUUAAAUCUUUACCGACGAACCUAUUGGCUUGCUAAUAUGGUUAGAGAAGGAAAGAAAUUCACAGGACCCGAACAAGUUAGAGAAGCCGCCCAAGGAUGCGCCAGAAUUCGAGGUGACACUUUAGGAUUAGUUGGACUAGGAAGAAUCGGAUCUGCCGUAGCCUUGAGAGCAAAAGCUUUUGGUUUCAAUGUUAUAUUCUAUGAUCCAUAUCUUCCGGACGGCAUUGAUAAAUCCCUUGGUCUAACACGAGUCUAUACAUUACAAGAUCUUCUAUUCCAAUCAGAUUGUGUGUCGUUACAUUGUACCCUCAACGAACACAAUCAUCACUUAAUUAACGAAUACACAAUUAAACAGAUGAGACCUGGUGCAUUUUUAGUUAACACUGCAAGGGGCGGUCUGGUCGAUGACGAAAUGUUGGCGCUAGCACUCAAGCAGGGAAGAAUAAGAGCUGCAGCUUUAGAUGUUCACGAGAACGAACCUUUUAAUGUAUUCCAAGGAGCCUUAAAAGAUGCUCCAAAUCUUAUAUGUACACCACAUGCAGCCUUCUUCAGCGAAGCAUCUGCUACAGAAUUACGUGAAAUGGCAGCCACUGAAAUUCGACGGGCGAUUGUCGGCAAUAUUCCAGAAGUUUUGAGGAAUUGUGUUAAUAAAGAAUACUUUAUGCGAACACCUGCAGCUACAGCCGUUGCUGCUGCGGCCGCUGCGGCAGUCUACUCCGAAGGUAAACUACAAAUAUUAUCAAAUCCAGAAAAAUGAAAAAAAUAAAAAUUUAAUACAAAAAAAAAAACAAACAUAAAAAAAUACAAGAAAAUUAUAUAUAUAUAUAUUAUACAAAAAUUUUAAAUUCUUAAGAAAACAAAAACAAAAAAAUUAAAAAAAAAAUAUAAAACAACAAACAAAUGCAAAACAAAAAAGAUAACACCGAAAAAAAAAAAAACAAAAACAACAAGAUCCUUGUAAAAAUAACGAGAUUUUCCAUUUAUUAUUAUUUUUUUCGUUUCAAUUAAGUUUUUCUUAAAAAAAAUAUUGAAAGUAAAUUUUGAUUUCAUUUUUAAAUUAAAUCCAAAAACAAAAAGCAUCCAACAAUCUUAAACAAAUACAAAUAGAUUUUUAAAGAUUUUUUUUUCUUAUAUAUAAUUUUCCUUAGUAUACAUAUCAAUUAAACAAAAAAAAGUAGACAAAACAAAAAGUACACAAAUCAAAAUAAAUAAUUAUUCAUUGAUAGGUCAAAUAGAUUUUUUUAGGGCUUAAUUUUUUGUAUUGCAUAUGCAAAGCAUAGCAUUGCUUAGGGAAAGACAAACAGUAACACAUAAUUGCUAAUUCUAACACUCACACAUACACACAACACACGCACUAAAAAUUAUUACAAAUAUUUAUGAUAUUUUUUUUGUUUUUGUAGAAAUAACAUACAAUAAGCAUAAUUUUAUUCUCUAUCAUAAACACAAAAAGCAAGCGAAACUUAGUUUGUUGAAUUUAUUGAAAAUGAAAAACAAAACUCUAACGGUGUCAUAAAAAUUAUAAAAAAAAAUAAAAUUGGUCAGACAUUUAAUAGGAACUAUUAGGAGCUAUUGAUUUGGAAACUACAAAUAUAUUUACAUAGGAUGAAUAAGCACUCAAAGGUUUAGCAAAUAGAAUUAGAAUAUCAUCCUCCGGAGGUGGUGGCACGUAGAAACGAAUAGUUUAUUUUGAAAUAGUCCUUCGAAUAGUUUCAGUUUUUUUUUAUAUCAACUGUAAAUGAAAA